Molecule: messenger RNA, 1392 nt
Organism: Misgurnus anguillicaudatus (oriental weatherfish)
Lineage: Eukaryota; Metazoa; Chordata; Actinopteri; Cypriniformes; Cobitidae
Source: RefSeq, a predicted model, not a curated record
AUGCUUCCUUUAAGUUUCGUUGAAGGAGACGGAUUUAAGGAAGUCUUACACUUUCUUGAACCGGAUUACAACCCUCCCUCACGGAAAACCAUAACCGCGAGAAUCGAGCUCCAAUUUGAAUGCAAGGUUUCCGAACUCAAAACUACUUUAGUGAAAGUAGAGUUUGUGGCAAUUACAACUGACAGUUGGACAUCAUUAACUACAGAGUCAUAUGUCACUAUAACGUGUCAUUUUAUUGCUGAUAGUAAGGUGAACAGUUACGUUCUGCAAACCCGAGCUUUGGAAGAGCGACACUCCGCUGCCAACCUGGCGGAACAUUUGAAAACGUCUGUGGAACAAUGGGGCCUGGCCGGCAAAGUGGUCGCGUGCGUGCAUGACAAUGCUAGCAAUAUAGUUGCUGCAAACAGAGACGUGGACUGGGAAUCUCUUCCUUGCUUCGCGCACACACUUCAGUUGGCCAUUAAUGAUGGAUUUAAAGCUGCGAGCAUUAAUAGACUCAUUGGUGCAUGUAGUAAACUUGUUGGACAUUUCCAUCAUAGCACGAUUGCCUCAAAUGCACUGAAACAGAAACAAAGACAGCUGGAACUGCCGUCGCAUAAGCUUAUGCAAUACUGCAAAACGCGCUGGAAUUCGGCUGCUGAUAUGCUUGCACGUUUGCAUGAACAACGCUGGGCGAUCACCGCUGUCCUCUCUGACAGGACCACAACAAAGCUAGCGGAUGCUAAGACUCUGGAAUUAAUUGAUGAUCAUUGGCAGACAAUCGAGGAAAUAUUACCUGUUCUCCAGACCCUGAAAAUUGCAACUGAAGCACUGGGUGGCGAAAACUACGUGUCUGUCUCCAUGGUGUAUCCACUUGUGCACAGCUUUCUAUCCAGACACCUUCAGGUGAGCGGUGAAGAAUCUCAGAAAGUGAACGAGUUCAAAAACACAGUUGCAGCAUCUCUCAAGCAACGAGUAAACAUCGCUAACUUGCAGAACGCAGGGAAAAGCCCUCUUCUCGCGUCCGCUCUAGAUCCUCGGCACAAACACCUCAGGUUCCUCGACGAAAACAUGAGAGUAAGCGUAAGAAAAAAACUUUUUGAACAAUAUCAGAGCAUUUCUUCUGAUGUGAUGGGUGCGGGUGGAGCCGUUGCCGCCGCUGCUGCUGAUGAGGAGGAUGAGCCUGUGCCUAGUCAUCGGAGAAGGCUGAGCCUGUUCUUCGGCGAAGAUUACAGUGAAUCAAGCCGAGACGAGUGGGAACAGUUCUUGACGGAGCCGUGUAUUCCACCAGAUGAAGAUCCCAUAAAUUGGUGGAAAGACAACACAAAGCGCUUCAAGAAACUUGGCCACUUAGCUCACCGUUAUUUGUGUGUCCCGACAACACAAAGCGCUUCAAGAAACUUGGCCACUUAG